Molecule: messenger RNA, 636 nt
Organism: Melampsora larici-populina 98AG31
Lineage: Eukaryota; Fungi; Basidiomycota; Pucciniomycetes; Pucciniales; Melampsoraceae
Exons: 3
Coding region: 1-636 (211 amino acids)
Source: RefSeq, a predicted model, not a curated record
AUGGUCUUCCACCUUUCAGACAUCGAAAGGGUCCCCUCAGACCCAGCAAACCCCCGGUUUCGAUGCCGAGCUUGCAACACUCAAGGAAUGGCAAAUUACGAGCAUCACCUCAAGUCGGCUACCCACCAAACCAAAGUUCAGGCCUUCUUAUCACGCUUAGCCGCGGAAGAACAAUCACUUGUUGGUUUGGAAGCUCAAGAUGGCACCGAUUCCAACACACCUGACCCCCAUUUAAUGGAGCCGAGUUUUGAACCCAAUCCCAAUAUGGACGAUCACCACUUCAAUCCUCCUUCGCCUCUUAGCGCGCUUCGCUCACUCGAACCCCACGAACUGCUCGGAGUAGGAACGCUCAACCAUCCAAACAACGUGGAUGAUCCUGAUGGACAUGUUUGGUUCGAUAUGCUCCGUCAAGCUCUGGAGAACCUUGAGCAACUUGAUCUGGAGAACGACGAAGAUGAAACAGAAACAGAAGAGGAACCCCAAGAUCCCCAAUCUGUACGGGCCAGAGCUCAGGAGGCAAUAGAAUGGCACCCGUUCAAGAACAAAGAACAGGUCGCUGGGUUGCUAAUCAUUGGCUCUCCUCGUCACCUCCUAUCUCGGGCACAGUACCUGUACAUUCGGUCAAUUGGAGCUUAA